This is a messenger RNA of Manihot esculenta (cassava), 1252 nucleotides long. RefSeq lists its product as uncharacterized. The transcript has a single exon. Lineage: Eukaryota; Viridiplantae; Streptophyta; Magnoliopsida; Malpighiales; Euphorbiaceae. Bases 433 to 1095 code for a protein of 220 amino acids. The record is from RefSeq and is a predicted model, not a curated record.
UGAAUUUUUAAAUUCGAAUCUCCCUAAUGAUUUUAGUUAAAUCCAAAACUGUGAGGGUGCUUCACAUAUUUUUCUAUGCUAAUAUUACUCAGCAAGUGAUCAAACUCCACAUGGAAAAUUCAAAACCAUCAACAAGAAAUAGUUGGAAGCAAAUACAAGGAGGCUAAAAAGCAACCUGGGCUCUUUUUUUUUUGUUUACAAAAAAGUAAUAUCCUAUAAAGAGUAUUUUUUUUUGAAUCCCACCAAAAUAUCCUUCCAUCCACCUCCUUUUUCCCCACUAUAUAUAACACAUUGUUUUCAGUCUCCUAAUUUCAGAGAGAUGUGAAUCCAAUCUCACUCAAAUCCUUUGUAGUUAAGUUCUCUUCCUUGUCUGUAACUUUCCUAAAACUCCCUCCAAAACCCACCAAGUAAAAAUUCCUUCAACUUCAAGAAAUGGAUACACUAUGCAAGGCUAAAAAGCUUCAAGCCAUUAACACUCACAAGACUCAGUUUCUUCAUAAUAUCAUCUCUCAUUUACUCAUUCCAUUGAUUUGUAGUUUAAUUUGUUUCUCCCCUUACUGGUUUCCUGCUCUUUGUUCAUCCUUCAAGCAAUUUCUGUUUGUAUCCUUCUCCUCCUCCUCCUUUUUCAGCCCCAAGUGGUUGUUUGUAGUUGUUAAUGUCAUUAUAGUGUUUCUUGUUGGAGAAUCACUGCUUGUUGGUUCUCACUCUUCUUCAGCAGCUGAAAUUUAUGAUGAGUAUGUUGAGUGGAGCAGAAGCCUUAGGGGAGUUUCAUUUCCAUCAUCAACUCUUCAAGAAAAAGCAGAGCAGAGCAAAAUGGAGAUGAACUUGAUCAGUCAUGAAGAGAAGAGGGUUACUAGUGUUGAGGAAGAACAAGAUAAAGAGGAAAUCAAACAAGUGAUUGAAUCAUUUAUCAGAGGAUCAGAAGAAGAUAAAGAAGUUGAAGAUGAAAAAGAAGGAGAUGAGGAAGAGAAGGAAGAUGGAGAAGAAGAGAGUGGAUUACCUAGCGAGGAAUUAAAUAAAAGGGUUGAAGAGUUCAUUGCAAGAGUGAAUAAACAAAGGUGGGUUGAAGAAGCCAGGUUAUUAGUCUCUUCAUAGAUUCAAAUUGUAUUAUUUCUUAUCAUUUUUUACAUCUUAGGUGUUAUGCAUUGAAAAGGGACAUUGGACUUAGGGUUGUAAUUAUUGGUAUUUCUUAAGGCAGUGGAUAUGAAAUUUGAAGGGAAUAUAUUUAGCUUUCUUUUUCUUUUUUUCUCCA